UGAUCGAAGGACCGACGCUCCCGAGACCGCCAGAGCCACGCCCAAUUGGCAACCUCCGCCGCCCGAUCAUGGCCUCCGAUUGCUUCCCUCCGUUCAUCGCUGCUCAGCUCAAUUACCUCGUCCACCACUGUCCUCUCGGCGUAAAGGUCGAGAACGUGUGGUCUGGGAGCAAGAGCUAUCCUGGAGUGCUUGAUCGGUUCACUUUGUUGAUUCCUUACUGUCUGGACUACAUAAAGUGGGAUGUUCUAUACAAUGCAGAGUUCCCCCUUUGUGCGCCGGAUGUCAUAUUUGGGCCUGAAGAUGAACAUUUUCAUCCAUUUUGGUUGAGGAGCAAGGAGGGAGGAAACGAAAUGGAGGGAGCUAAGAACAGCUUGUCUGAGUGGAACCACAAAGACCCUACUCGGCUAUGUGCUCUCAUUCAAGAACUGAGGGAUGAGUACACAGCCUAUCAGAGGAGACGUGCUGGAGAGGUUGAUGAUGAUAGGCUGACAUUUGAGAUCAGCACUAUUUUGUCUAGGGAGGGGAUUGAAAUGCAUAUGAGUUCUGGACUUGAAAAGCCAGAGGAGGUAAAGCUUGCAGUUCCCCUGUUGGACAUGAAUAUAAACAAAAUGGUGCAUGGAUGCCCUUGGAGACAUCUCCAGAAAAUACAUUUACAGGUUGUGUAUCCAGUUGGAAAGAAGUAUGUAUCUGCUGCUUCUGCCCCUCGUCUUAAAUUGGUGUCUACUCCUGAAUUGAAGGCUUUAUUUUCGGUGGAUGAUGUCAAGCUUCCUUCAUGGGUGGAUGGCAUGUGCAUGGCUGAAUACCUUCCACAUCUCGAAGAAUCUCUUCAAGGACAGAUUAUGGAAGCAGUUUCACUAAUUGAUAUUAGGAGGCACUUUAUUGAGACAUUAGCCCCUGUGUUUGGCAGACCAAUCGAAGCUGAUCCGGUCUUUUGCAGGAAAGCUACGGUUCUGGUAGCCUCUGGCGUAUUUACCUUUCUGGUGCACCUUUUCAUUCCAACACAAUUUCCAAAACAACAACCAGCUCUGAUGCUUCAGAGUUCUCAGCACUUUAACUCCCAAGGAGCACCAAUCAGGUCAUCACUUCUGACCGAUUUCCCGUGGAGUCCGAGAUGGGAAGCACCGCAGAUGGCUGAGAGGAUACUGGAAUUCUUGGUGGAUGAGUCUUUGAACUUCAAGAGAUUUUGCAACGAGGCACAACUUCAAACAUAGCACGAGCUUCUGGAAUGCUGGAUCACCUUGUGGUCUGUCUGUACCUAUCACACUGUCGGAAUCGGCUCUGUUGAACUCUAUGUUUCCAAUAGUGACACUACACUUCUGCUGAUCUUGAAGGGGAUCACUUUGUCAUGCGUUUCACUGAAGAUCUGUAUUAUGUCAUCGGUAUCUUUAGAAUCCCCUGCGGUGAAAUAUUGUUAA
Messenger RNA from Rhodamnia argentea, 1415 nucleotides. Its product is annotated as BRISC and BRCA1-A complex member 2. The record is from RefSeq and is a predicted model, not a curated record. Gene Ontology annotation, biological process: double-strand break repair. NCBI's taxonomy places the organism in Eukaryota, Viridiplantae, Streptophyta, Magnoliopsida, Myrtales, Myrtaceae. The transcript has 13 exons. The coding region runs from base 69 to 1211 and encodes 380 amino acids. Gene Ontology annotation, cellular component: BRCA1-A complex; BRISC complex.